AUAUCGAGUAGAGCUGUAAGAACGAGGGAUUAAUCAAUCUGCCAUGGGUAAGAAGAAGAAUCAUUUCUUCAAUAAUCAUUGGCUACCAGUAAUUGUGUGGAUUUCUAGCCUCGUGAAUACCUGCCAGGGGUUGUGCAAUCAGCUCGAUCGUGAUUCCUUAUCUUCGUUCAAUCUCAGUAUUUCAGUAUCAUCUCCCUUGAAUUGGUCUCUUUCUGCAGACUGUUGUAGUUGGGAAGGCAUUGCUUGUGAUGACUCUGAAAGGGUUAGUUCUUUGUGGCUACCAUCAAGGGGAAUAUCUGGAACCAUAUCUUCUUCUAUUAAGAAUCUCUCCAAUCUUUCACAGCUCAGCCUUUCACACAAUUCGCUCUCCGGCCUGCUUCCGGAAGAAUUCUUCGGAUCUUUCAAAAGUAUGGAGGUUGUUGAUUUAAGUCAUAACCGUCUUACUGGAGGGAUAUCAUCAACUGAUGCUUUACCUAGUACUGUCCGGAUAUUCAACUUAUCCAGCAACCACUUUCUUGGGAUAAUCCCGGCUACAUUUCUUCAACAAGCUUCUAAUCUGGAAGAUUUCGACGUCAGCAAUAACAGCUUCUUUGGAUCCAUUCCAUCUUCUAUAUGCAGCUUUUCAUCAUCUAUACAGUACCUUGAUUUCUCCAGGAAUGAUUUUACAGGCCCUAUUGUUCAAGGUAUUGGAAAAUGCUCGAACCUGAGGAAUCUUCGUGCAGGUUUUAACAAUUUGUCGGGAGAUAUCCCACCAGACGUGUACGCAUUGUCAGCACUGGAGGAAUUGUACUUGCCUGGAAAUAUACUCUCCGGGAAGAUUGAUGACAGGAUUGUGAAUCUCACCAACCUUAAAAUGCUCAUCCUGUACGGUAAUGAUUUGACAGGAACUAUUCCUGAGGACAUCGGAAGGAUCUCCAAACUCGAGCAAUUGCAGCUACAUGUAAACCAGCUGAUCGGUUAUAUUCCUCCUUCAGUCUCUAACUGCACGCGUCUCAUAACUCUGAAUUUAAGGGUCAACUCCCUGACGGGUGAACUUUCUUCAUUCAAUUUCUCAAGCUUUGUUCAGCUUAGGUCUAUCGAUUUGGGGAACAACUUGUUUACUGGAGGUUUGCCAGUAAGUCUCUUCUCGUGCAAGACACUUACAGCUAUUCGGCUGGCGACAAACAGCCUGAGCGGCAAGAUUCCGCAGGAGAUAGUAGCAUUGCAGUCUCUGUCAUUCCUCUCCAUUUCUAACAACAGCUUAGAAAACAUCACCAGUGCCAUCAGAAUACUCACAGGAUGUAAGAAUCUCAGUACCCUGAUAAUAUCAAAGAACUUCUACAAUGAAGAAUUGCCUGGCAGUGAAAGCUUGAUAGGGCCUGAUGAUUUUAAGAAUAUCCAGGUGAUCGGAUUUGGUGGCUGUAAUUUUACAGGUCCUGUCCCAAACUGGAUAUCUAAACUGACUGAUCUAGAGGUUCUUGAUCUGUCAUACAAUUAUAUCACAGGCUCCAUUCCAGGAUGGUUGGGGGAUCUUCCAAACCUUUUCUACUUAGAUUUGUCAAAUAACCAAAUUUCAGGAUUCUUCCCCUUGGAGCUUGUGAGUCUAAGAAGGCUGGCUUUCCAGAAGAACUCUGAUCAAGUCGACAGCAGUUACUUGGAGCUGCCUGUGUUUGUUAAGCCGAACAAUAUCACUAGCCUGCAAUACAACCAAGUCUCGAAUUUGCCACCUGCAAUAUAUUUUGGAAACAACAGCUUAGACGGGCCUAUCCCAGUUGAGAUCGGUCAGCUGAAGUUUCUUGUUAAGUUGGAUCUCAGUGGCAACAACUUCACAGGCAGCAUUCCUGGCACAUUGUCUAAUCUCACCCGCCUGGAAACACUGGACCUGUCUGGAAACCAUCUUUCCGGUCAGAUACCAGCGUCGUUGAAAAAUCUCUAUUUCUUGUCUUCUUUCAAUGUUGCCAAUAACAAUCUUCAAGGUCCCAUACCAACAGGGGGGCAGUUCAACACUUUCCCUGUUUCAAGUUUUGAAGGAAACCCGGAGCUGUGUGGUCAAAUUCUGCACCAUUCUUGCUCAAAGGAGAGGAAUUCCACCAGCCACUCUACAGUGACAAGAACGAUCAAGAAGAAAAAUAUCAUUAUACUUACUGUUGUGAUCUGUUCAGGCAUGCUGAUCUUGACAGUUUUAGUGUACUGGAUAUUUUCAAGGGGUAUCCGACAUAAGGGAGACGCGGAAAGAGCUGAUCAGGAUGGGUUCAAUUCUUCAGAGGUGUUUCCUGAGGAUACUUACGAUACCAGCCAAGUUAUAUUAUUUCCAGACAAUGGCAACAAAGUGGAGAAUCUCACAAUAUUCGACAUCCUGAAAGCCACGGAGAAUUUCAAUCAAUCCAAUAUUAUUGGCUGCGGAGGCUUUGGAAUGGUGUAUAAAGCAACUUUGAGUGAUGGAACUAAUCUGGCAAUCAAGAAGCUCUCUGGAGACCUCGGGUUGAUGGACAGAGAGUUCCGAGCAGAAGUGGAAACUUUAUCCACAGCCCAACACAAGAACCUUGUUGCCUUGCAAGGCUACUGUGUUCAUCAAGGCGUCAGAUUGCUGAUAUAUUCAUUCAUGGAGAAUGGCAGCCUCGACUACUGGUUGCACGAAAAGCCUGAUGGUGCAUCCCAGCUUUCUUGGCCUAGCAGGCUGAGAAUUGCGUACGGAGCUGGCUGUGGAGUAGCUUAUAUGCACCAGGUCUGUGAGCCACGGAUUGUGCAUCGGGACAUCACAUCCAGCAACAUUCUUCUUGAUGAUAACUUUGAAGCCCAUGUGGCAGAUUUUGGACUGGCAAGAUUGAUUCUACCAUAUCAUACCCACGUCACCACUGAGCUGGUUGGAACUCUAGGCUACAUUCCACCAGAGUACAAUGAGUCAUGGAUAGCUACUUUGAGAGGGGAUAUCUACAGCUUUGGAGUUGUCCUGCUCGAACUGCUGACUGGUAAGAGACCUGUUGAGUUAUUCAAGGAAGGCACAUCGAGAGAAUUGGUGAAAUGGGUGCAUCAAAUGAAGAGUGAAGGCAAACAAGAAGAAAUCUUCGAUACUCACCUGAGAGGUAAAGGUUUUGAAGAAGAGAUGCUGGAUUUGCUUGAAGUUGCUUGCAUGUGUGUCAACCAGAAUCCUUUCAAGAGACCGAUAAUACAGGAAGUCGUUGACAGGAUCAAUGGUCUGUGGACAAUCAGACAAGCAGCCAUGUGAAGAUCGUCACUGGAAUCAUCUUUCUAUGGUAGAUCAAUCUGUUUUCAGCAAAGUUUUUGUCAGGAAGUGAUUUAUGCCAUGCGCAAUCAUAUGUAAUUUUGUAUAUAUGAAAUACCAACUGCAGCAAUUAUAAAGAAGCUUCAUAUUCAAUGCGA
Messenger RNA from Andrographis paniculata, 3360 nucleotides. RefSeq names its product tyrosine-sulfated glycopeptide receptor 1-like. The record is from RefSeq and is a predicted model, not a curated record. The transcript has a single exon. Lineage: Eukaryota; Viridiplantae; Streptophyta; Magnoliopsida; Lamiales; Acanthaceae. Gene Ontology annotation, molecular function: ATP binding; protein binding; protein kinase activity. Gene Ontology annotation, biological process: protein phosphorylation. Bases 44 to 3205 code for a protein of 1053 amino acids.